AUGACUGAGCUUAUUAGCUCCCCAAAUCUAGACUCCGCCACGGAGAAGCCAAGAAUCGUCACCGGAAACUCAUCUCUACCUCCGGUGAAUGAACACGUCAGCAUCGGUGUCACCGCCACCACCACCGCCGGAGAUUCUCCCCCGUCUCCGGCGAGACUCGCCAAAAAAAUAUCGGUUUUGCCACUGGUUUUCCUGAUAUUCUACGAGGUUUCAGGUGGUCCUUUUGGUAUUGAAGACAGUGUUAAAGCAGCAGGACCAUUGUUAGCAAUUCUCGGAUUCAUCGUCUUCCCAUUCAUAUGGAGUAUCCCUGAAGCACUAAUCACCGCAGAGAUGGGAACAAUGUUCCCUGAGAACGGUGGUUACGUCGUGUGGGUCUCUUCUGCAUUAGGACCUUACUGGGGAUUUCAACAAGGUUGGGUUAAAUGGUUAAGUGGCGUUAUAGAUAACGCUUUGUAUCCGAUUCUGUUCCUCGAUUAUCUCCAAUCAGGAAUCCCGGUUUUGAGUAAUGGAAUCCCUCGAAUCGCUGCGGUUUUAGGGGUUACUGUAGUGUUGACUUACUUGAACUAUAGGGGUUUAAGCAUUGUGGGUUUAGCUGCUGUUUUGCUCGGUGUUUUCUCGAUUUUACCGUUUGUUGUGAUGUCGUUUAUGUCGAUUCCAAAGCUCGAGCCUUUGAGAUGGCUUGUUGUUAGCAAGAAGAUGAAAGGUGUUGAUUGGAAUUUGUAUCUCAACACUCUCUUUUGGAAUCUAAACUAUUGGGAUUCGAUUAGUACACUUUCGGGUGAAGUUGAUAACCCGAGUAAAACGUUACCUAGAGCUUUGUUUUACGCGCUGGUUCUUGUUGUUGUCUCUUACAUUUUCCCGAUUUUGGCCGGGACAGGAGCUGUACCUCUUGAUCAGAAGCUAUGGACAGACGGGUAUUUCGCUGAUAUCGGUAAAGUUAUUGGUGGAGCUUGGUUAGGAUGGUGGAUUCAAGCUGCAGCCGCAACAUCGAACAUGGGAAUGUUUUUAGCUGAAAUGAGUAGUGACUCUUUUCAGCUACUUGGAAUGGCAGAGCGAGGGAUGCUUCCCGAGGUCUUUGCCAAGAGAUCGCGCUACGGAACUCCAUGGGUCGGGAUAUUGUUUUCGGCCUCUGGUGUGAUUCUCUUGUCAUGGUUAAGCUUUCAAGAGAUUGUGGCUGCAGAGAAUUUGUUAUACUGUUCUGGAAUGGUUAUGGAGUUUAUAGCGUUUGUGAGAUUAAGGAUGAAAUAUCCGGCCGCAUCACGGCCUUUCAAGAUACCUGUAGGGGUUGUGGGAUCGAUCCUUAUGUGCAUUCCUCCAACCGUACUCAUCGGUUUCAUUGCAGCAUUUUCGAACCUGAAAGUUGCAGCGGUGAGCCUUGCAGCUGUAGUGAUCGGGCUUGUGAUGCAACCGUGUUUAAAGCAAGUGGAGAAAAAGGGAUGGCUCAAGUUCUCAGUCAGCUCUCACCUACCAGACCUAAUGGCCUAA
This is a messenger RNA of Arabis nemorensis, 1485 nucleotides long. The record is from the annotation of a GenBank genome assembly. Lineage: Eukaryota; Viridiplantae; Streptophyta; Magnoliopsida; Brassicales; Brassicaceae.